Molecule: messenger RNA, 484 nt
Organism: Priapulus caudatus
Lineage: Eukaryota; Metazoa; Priapulida; Priapulimorpha; Priapulimorphida; Priapulidae
Exons: 2
Coding region: 8-484 (158 amino acids)
Molecular function (GO): nucleic acid binding
Source: RefSeq, a predicted model, not a curated record
ACAAACGAUGGCGGUGCAAGUGAACUGGAGUUUUGAACGUGCUGUGCAAAACGUUAAUGGUUUGGAAGAUACAACCUCAAAACGGACUGAAUUUGAAAAGCAAACAGCGGAUGAUCCAAAUAUGACAUAUCGGCCGCAAUUUCCAGACGAGGGAGAAGAGCUGGACGAUGAGAAGCGGAGACGAAUAACCGAUGCGAAACAUGAGUUUUUUAACGGUCGUCAGAUUUUGAUCGGGCAUCUUCCACGGGACACUACAGAGAAGGAGAUUCGAGACCUGCUGGCGGACUUUGAGCUGAGAACGGUUACUGUGGAAACGGCGAAGCACUAUGGUGAGUCGCGAAACAGCCCGUCGCUGCAGUGCGACGACGUCACACGAGAGGCUGAGUGUCGGAUACGGUUGCUAAGGGCGUCGAGAUGCGGUUACUUGGGUCGCCACAGCAUCACCGUCGCACUGUCGUCGACGCUUACGCCGUGUAUCGAUUAG